Molecule: messenger RNA, 1246 nt
Organism: Ornithorhynchus anatinus (platypus)
Lineage: Eukaryota; Metazoa; Chordata; Mammalia; Monotremata; Ornithorhynchidae
Gene: MYOZ3
Product: myozenin 3
Exons: 7
Coding region: 147-923 (258 amino acids)
Cellular component (GO): actin cytoskeleton; Z disc
Molecular function (GO): FATZ binding; telethonin binding; actin binding
Source: RefSeq, a predicted model, not a curated record
GCUGGGUGAGGCACCAGGGGCCGCUCGGCCAGAGAGCCAGGGCUCGGGCUGUUCCUCUCAGAGCCCAGCAGGGAGCCCGGCCCUGCCCAGCCCAGCCCAACCCGACCCAGCCCGGGCCUGCCCAGCCGGAAUCUCCCAUUUCCAGGAUGGUGCCGGCAGACGUGGAGAAGGAGCGGAAGCAGCAGGCGAUGGACAUCGUGAGGGAGAUGACGGGGCAAGAUGUGUCCCUGGACCUGGGGAAGAAGAUGAGCGUCCCACAGGACCUGAUGAUGGAGGAGCUGUCUCUGCGCACCAACAGGGGGUCCCUCCUCUUCCAGAAGAGGCAGCGGCGGGUACAGAAGUUCACCUUGGAGUACCCUGCUGGGCCCCGCAGAGGAGUGACCGGAGAGGCCGGAGGGACCGAAAGUCACGACACAAGAGCGGCGCAAACAUGGGAGGCAGCCAAUGGCCCAGAGGGGAAGGAGAGCUACCGCACAGAAAUCCACAUCACCCCAUCAGGCCAGGUAAUCCCGACUUCAGGGCCCGUAGGAACCAGCCAACUGUCCUCAGCCAGCCCAAGCAACCUGGCUCCAGGCUAUUCUGAGCCCCUGAAGGGAGUCCCGCCCGAGAAAUUCAAUCUCACGGCCAUCCCCAAGGGGUACCAGUCUCCCUGGAGGGAAUUUAUCAGCAGCAAGGACUAUCAGCUGCACAACCUGAGCUUCCUGCCCAAGAUGGCCAGCCCCACGGACUACAGGAGCUUCAACAAGACUCCCAUGCCAUUCGGAGGGCCCCACUUCAGCGAGACGUUCCCCGGACUGGACACCAUCUACCCUCUGGCCGAGCCUCUGAGCGGCCUGGAGCUCCUCCAAAGCCGGCCCAGUUUCAACAGAGUCCCCCAGGGCUGGACCCGGAACCUGAACCUGCCCGAGUCCGAGGACCUGUAGCUCGUUUACCCCUCCGCUCCCCUUGGGCUUCAGGGAUCAGUCCCGUCCUUCCCUCCGCCACUUUAAAGAGCAGGCCGGAGAUCCCGCCCAGAGCUUACUAGCCACGUUGUGCUCUGCCACACUGUGAUGGGGUUGUGUGUCCCCGUCCCCCCCGAUCUUUCUCUCCCCUACUUUGGGGCUGGGUGAGGCCCACCGGUGUGAAAUAGGCCGUACGUCCCUCGCGUGAGGCUUUCACACAUCCUGACCCGUCGUAUGUUCUUUCCUGAGUGCGUAGUCCUGUCGUCUCCACCCAGUAGGUGCUCAAUAAAUAUUAAUAAUGAUGA